Messenger RNA from Colletotrichum graminicola M1.001, 2385 nucleotides. Its product is annotated as tuftelin interacting protein 11. The transcript has a single exon. The record is from RefSeq and is a predicted model, not a curated record. Gene Ontology annotation, molecular function: nucleic acid binding. NCBI's taxonomy places the organism in Eukaryota, Fungi, Ascomycota, Sordariomycetes, Glomerellales, Glomerellaceae. Bases 1 to 2385 code for a protein of 794 amino acids. Gene Ontology annotation, cellular component: U2-type post-mRNA release spliceosomal complex. Gene Ontology annotation, biological process: spliceosomal complex disassembly.
AUGGCCAGCUUUCCCACGUUCGAUCCUUCGCGUCUGACGAAGAAGUCCGCCGCGCAAUACUCUUCCGAGUCGGAAGAAGAAGACGAUGAUGACUACCUCGCGCCCGUCACAGACCCAUCCCAAGGCGACGACUUUGGCGACCUGAACCCACGAAAGCGCCGGCGCGUUGGCAACACAAAGGAGAGCGCCGCGCUGGGAAUAUUUGGAUCUGACAGCGAAGACGAUGGUCCCGGACGGCGGUGGAAGAAGAAGACUCUGCGCAGUAAGGGCAUGAGCUUCGUCUCUACGGGCACCACUACCCUCGAUCAAGACAACAAAACAAACGACGCGGACGCCAAGGAAUACUCGGACGACUCGAAUGAAAAUAACGAUGACGAUGACGACGACGAUGAUGAAGCUGAGGUUGGCGGCGUCGGGCUGGGGUUCGGCGGAGCGCAGCGUGGCUUGGGCUUCAAGCCUGCCCGAGCCGAGGAGAGCGACGACGACGACGCUGACGCAGCUAAUGCUCCCGUGCGAUCGUUUGCAAAAACCAAGUUCGAUGGCAAAACCCCCUUCGGUCGCGGUUUCGUACCCUCAUCCGCCAACGUACCCGUCUUGAGACCCGAUGUCCAAGAUGCACCUUCCACGCCAAAGGUGGUCCAUCCCAGUGCCUUCGGUGCCAAGGGCAAGGCAAAGCCCAACCCCAUGUCGUUUGGCGCGCGAAUGAUGGCAAAGAUGGGCUAUAAAGAGGGCGAUGGUCUCGGAAGAGAGGGGCAAGGCCGGAGCGUCAUCAUCGAAGCGCACCUUCGACCGCAAGGCAUUGGUCUAGGUGCGGUAAAGGAGAAGUCGGAGCACGAGAGAAAGGAGGAAAAGCGACAGGCCAAGUUGCGGGGCGAGGAGGUCAUCGAUUCGGAUGAGGAAGAAAAGAAGAGGAAGAGAGAGCGAAAGAAGAAGACGGCCAGCGCAGGCGGCAGCGGCGUCAGCACCCCGAAACGGCAAAAGCCCAAGUACAUGACGGCGGAAGAAAUCAAGAAGUCUGCCCCCGGACUUCACAUUCCAGAGGCUUUCACCCCCAUUCUGGACAUGACAGGACCGGGCAACAAGCUUUUGACGACUGCGCCCGGACUCCUGACCCCGACCUCCUCUGCAGUCGUCGAGUCCCCCGAGGUGGUGGCUGCCCGCAAGUUGGUGAAGAGAGCACACGCUGAUUUGGCAGCUUUCUCGGAGGAGUGGAGGAAUCUGGAAGAGCGCAAGACAUGGGUCGACUUGGAGCUGCGCGAGAGGGAGCAGGAGAUGGCGGACCUCGCCUCGGACCUGGGCAGGCUACAAGUCUUUUCCAACAUCGUCACCAAUGAGCUCCCCUCAGCCACCGAAUGGGAGGACGUCAUCCGCUGCCUGGAGAAAGCAGUUCAACAUAUCGGACCGACGACCGACGAGAUUUCGGAUCUCGCCGUUGCAGCUAUUCACCCUUUCUUCCGCGACCCCGAUUGGAACUUGCUGGAGCAACCGACUCGGUUUGCCACAGAGCUAAAGGGACUGGGAAGCAUCCUCACAAAAUCCGGCGAGGGUCACAAGACCGUUGAUAAGUGGGAGUCGACUGGUCUGAGUGCCAAUGACCUCUAUCGCCAGCACCAAAAGGCGACGACGCCCUACGAGACCAUGAUGUACAAGCUUUGGUACACAAGGGCCGUUUCGGCCGUCCGCGACUGGGAUGUCUUCGACCCUACGCCGCUUCUGGCUGUCCUGGAGGCCUGGUCAGACCUGUUGCCACCGUUCGUUCGUGCGCAGUUUCUCGAUGCCGUUGUCCGCAAUCUGGAAACGGCUGUGACGGAGUGGAACCCGAAGAAGAAAAGGCAGAGCCACAAGCUGCCUCACCUCUGGCUGUUCCCCUGGCUCCAGUACCUACCAUCGUACCACCUGGAGCCCAAAGGCACAGGACUGGUCGCCGAGGUGCGCAGAAAAUACAGGCAGCUGAUUGACGUGUGGGAGUUUGACCGCGGCGUCAUCCCGGGCCUGGAACAGUGGCGCGAUGUGCUCGCCGACCAAUGGCGCCCGCUGAUCAUGAGCCAUGUGUUGCCGGCGAUGGGCCGCUACCUACGCAAGAACUUCAGGGUCGACCCGAGCGACCAGGAACCCUACCUCCCCAUGCUCACAGGCGUGCUCGGGUGGUCCGGCAUCCUGACGCCCAAGGUAAUGGGCGAGGUUAUCGUCACAGAAGUGUUCCCGCUGUGGCACGAGAAGCUGUCCGAAUGGCUUGGCUUGGAAGACGCGAACUUUGAGGAGAUUGGCGCGUGGUUUGAGUGGUGGAGAGACGACGUCCUCCCCGAGGACAUCAAGAACCUGAAAUCAGUCCAGGCGGAAUUCGUCAAGGGCUUUGCCACCAUUGAGCAGGCCUUGUCGGUCUAA